AUGGCCUUCCCAGAGACCUGGAAGGUGGACCCCACGGCUGUUCACAACGUCGGUCAUAAAACUGAAGGUAGAACCAUUGCGCUGCAUUCGCUUGCUGUUUUGCCACCUUGUCAAAAGCUGGGCUACGGCAAGAAGCUCAUGGCGACCUACAUCAAGGAAAUGGGACAGACUGGACAAGCCGACAGAAUUUCGAUUCUUACUUAUGAUAGGCUGGUCCCCUACUAUCAGAAGCUAGGGUUCACACACUUUGGCAAAAGUCAAUCUGAGUACGCCGGCGUUGCGUGGCAUGACUUGGCAUUCGAGUUCGGUACGGAUCAGACACUUGCGUGA
This is a messenger RNA of Colletotrichum spaethianum, 330 nucleotides long. RefSeq names its product putative N-acetyltransferase. Gene Ontology annotation, cellular component: cytoplasm. Gene Ontology annotation, molecular function: aralkylamine N-acetyltransferase activity. Bases 1 to 330 code for a protein of 109 amino acids. The transcript is spliced from 2 exons. The record is from RefSeq and is a predicted model, not a curated record. NCBI's taxonomy places the organism in Eukaryota, Fungi, Ascomycota, Sordariomycetes, Glomerellales, Glomerellaceae.